Nezara viridula (southern green stink bug) is the source of this 549-nucleotide messenger RNA. NCBI's taxonomy places the organism in Eukaryota, Metazoa, Arthropoda, Insecta, Hemiptera, Pentatomidae. The record is from the annotation of a GenBank genome assembly.
AUGUCUUUAGGUGAGGAGACCUACUGGACUGAGAUUGACUAUUGGAGGACGGAGCAACCCGUGGUGAGAGUAGUGCGCCGACGAACGACUGCCAACAAGAAAGAAAGGAGGAGGACCCAGAGCAUUAACAAUGCCUUUGCAGAUCUUAGAGAAUGUAUUCCCAACGUACCUCCGGAUACUAAGCUAUCAAAGAUCAAAACCUUGCGCUUGGCUACCUCCUACAUUGGCUACCUAAUGGACGUACUCGGUGGCCAGGACUGUGGUGAGGGAUUCAAGGCAGAUCUCCCACCUCGCCCUCGCCUCCACACACAACCAACGAUACACCUGCAAUUUAUCCGAUGGCUGACUGCUAAUGUUGCAGAUAGGACGGGAAUCAAGAACGGCCUCAACUCGUACCAGAAGAGUAUAAAAUUCCUCAUAUGUCAACGCAUGAUCCUAGAGAACGGCAAGAAGGUGUCUCUUUGCAGAUUUAAUCGCUGCCUCCCAAAUAACAUCGAAAUGAGGAGAUGCUGUAGGAGCAAAGGUCCACUUUAUACCCGUCCAACUUAA